AUUCAUGAGAUCCAGGUGGAGGUGCAGCAAUGCGGGGCUUACAAUCUCUUCCUUUCCAUUAUCUCUAAUGACACAGAGAAGCCGGAGCAGAACGGUUCUGUGUGUCUGACAGCAGUGGUUCAGUCCGGGACUCUGAUCUCUACAGUUCUUUUCUAUCUGCCCCAGAAUCAGCCCGCCAUUUUGACCCGGGAGCAGAAAUACACUGUAGACAGGAUGGUUGAGGCUCAUCGCCAGUUUAGGGAGCAAGACAGCAGCAGUUACAGGGUCUCUGAAUGGCAGUGUGCUCUGGAGGGGGCGGGGCUGCCUGAUGUUUUAUCCCCACACCUAAACAGACUGCUGCAGUUUGCAAGAACAGUACCAGGUUUUGAUCUCCUGGAUUUCUCCGACCAGAUGGCCCUCCUGUCCGUUUCCUCUCUGGAGGUCAUGUUUCUGCUCUCUGCCCAGCAGUUCUCCAAUAACCCUGCAAGCCCCACUCCAGUGUUGCAGCUUUUCACCACGUCCUCGCAUGGCUGGCUCAGAAAUCUGGAGCCCAGGGAAAACAUCCAGAUGAGGACGUCCGUCGGUUCAGGAAGCAGUGAGGAUCUCCUGGGCUCAGUGCUAAACUUCCUUCACAGCAUGGCGGUGCUGCGUGUGACAGAGGCUGAAUACACCCUGCUUACUGCCACAGCUCUGCUCUGCUCAGAUCGAGCAUCCCUGCAGGCGGUCAGCUGUGUGGAGAAAAUGCAGGCGCUGAUCCUGGACCUGCUCUCCAGGGUUUGCGGGGCCCAGGCUGGAGCAGCAGCCAGGGGAGGGCCGCAGCGUUUCGGCCGCCUGCUGGGCAGACUGACGGAGCUACGCACCCUCCAUCACAACUACCUCCUCCUGACAGGGCAGCAGCCAGCACACUGAUGAAGAGGAGAUUCUUCUCUUCCCCACGCAAAGGCCUCUUUGAGACCAGAAAGAGUUUAACUGGCAGCCUUUUUUUCCUCUGUGUUCAUUUAGCUUUGGUGGUUUCAGAUUAUUAGGGUGAAGCAAUCAAUCUGAUUUUUUCAUACUUAUCAACUGCUACCAUGAACACCACCCAGACUGUUUUUUUUGUUGAAC
Messenger RNA from Cyprinodon tularosa, 1083 nucleotides. Its product is annotated as bile acid receptor-like. The record is from RefSeq and is a predicted model, not a curated record. The transcript is spliced from 7 exons. Gene Ontology annotation, molecular function: RNA polymerase II cis-regulatory region sequence-specific DNA binding; nuclear receptor activity. The annotation marks the transcript as partial. NCBI's taxonomy places the organism in Eukaryota, Metazoa, Chordata, Actinopteri, Cyprinodontiformes, Cyprinodontidae. Gene Ontology annotation, biological process: negative regulation of transcription by RNA polymerase II; negative regulation of inflammatory response; positive regulation of transcription by RNA polymerase II.